Cyphellophora europaea CBS 101466 is the source of this 561-nucleotide messenger RNA. RefSeq lists its product as uncharacterized. The transcript has 3 exons. The record is from RefSeq and is a predicted model, not a curated record. NCBI's taxonomy places the organism in Eukaryota, Fungi, Ascomycota, Eurotiomycetes, Chaetothyriales, Cyphellophoraceae. Bases 1 to 561 code for a protein of 186 amino acids.
AUGCAUCUCAGCGCCUUCAUUGCCGCCUCUUCUAUUGCGCUGUUCAAUCUUGCUCAAGGCAGCCCGCUGGCCUCCCGCGCCACCACAGAGCCGCCCGCCAAGUACUAUCUACAGACGCAACUACGGGGUGACAGUUCGAAAGACGACUGCGGAAGUGCAAAGGGAGGGUUGUGGCUCUACUCAUACCACACCGGAGCCGGCCUGGGCGAUGCCGUACUAGACUCCAGCAAGGACACCGCCAUGGAGGCCUACUACAACAAGACAGACUCGCAACAGUACUUCACAUACGAAGGCAACCAGAUUGGCGGAUGGCCGCUCGCCGUCCAAUAUGGCUCCUACCAAUCCUUCCUUGCCGUGACCAUCUCCGUCGCUAGCGAAUCCGAUUCUGCCGGAUACUUCUUCAACUCGACUGGCUUGCAGUGGAAUUCUACCGAGUUCAUCGGUUGGCUGGCAUGCGACUGGUGGCACGGGGCUCCCCAGUUGUUCGCUGAGCUCGACUACUCCACUGGCGACCUGCCCAAGUCCUGUUCCCGGGUCGAUCUCCUGCCUGUGGCUUAUUGA